Messenger RNA from Ambispora leptoticha, 279 nucleotides. The record is from the annotation of a GenBank genome assembly. NCBI's taxonomy places the organism in Eukaryota, Fungi, Glomeromycota, Glomeromycetes, Archaeosporales, Ambisporaceae.
AUGAAGUCAAAGUUGAAAAUGCAAGAUAAUAAUAAUGAAUCAAGCAAUUUAGAAUAUGAUACUGCUAAAGAAAAACCAGAUAUUUAUUUUAAAAAAAUUAAAAAUCUAUAUAUUAAUAGAAUAGCAGAAGCUGGAAAAUUUAAUGAAGAAAAGAUUAUUAAUAUUUACAAAAGACAGUUAGCUUUAAAGGAUAAAUUAAAGCAUGAAACUAUAGAAAUUAUUAGAAAAGAUCAAAUUAAUAUAAUUAUAGAAAAAGAAUAUAAUGAAAUUAUAGAUUAG